Penicillium cataractarum is the source of this 1203-nucleotide messenger RNA. RefSeq names its product PP2C family serine/threonine-protein phosphatase. The coding region runs from base 1 to 1203 and encodes 400 amino acids. Lineage: Eukaryota; Fungi; Ascomycota; Eurotiomycetes; Eurotiales; Aspergillaceae. The record is from RefSeq and is a predicted model, not a curated record. The transcript has 2 exons.
AUGGUCACCACGGCAAGGGUUCCACCUUCACUCCUCUCAUCAUUAUCAUGGGCGAUUAGACGGAAUGCAGGAACAGCAGCCGGAGCUGGCGUGGGAGCGUCUUUACUUUUAAGUCGCAGAAACCCUUUGACCACCCCGGCUCAUUCGGUUCAGGGUCUGGCCCACCGACCGACGGCACGGCGAUUCCACGCGGCAGUGUGGCCCUCAUACGGCGUCACGACCCCCGUCCCUGAGCGCCAGCUUCUCGGUCUCGCGCAAUCUCCCUUUCGUUUCGAUACGGGCUAUGCCCUCUGCGCCAAACGACCUCCACGCCCGUUUCCUCCUCCUUUCUUAUCGCCGCCGUCCUCGUCCUUUUCUGAUCCCUUGACGACUCAUUCACUUAGCCAGGAUAAGAGAUUAUCCGUACGGGGCGAACUCGUUCGCGGUCUAAACAACGGAGAUGAUGCGAUCAUCGUUGCGGAGAACUUUCUGGGUGUGGACGACGGCGUAGGCGCCUGGGCGACAAAGCCUCAUGGCCAUGCUGCAUUAUGGUCCCGUCUCCUCUUACAUUUUUGGGCUCUCGAGAUCGAGCGCCGAGUCUGUGCAAAUGCGACCACCCUCGACCCUAUCGAGUAUCUCCAGACCGCAUACGAAGAAACCAUCCGUGCAACUACAACGCCGACUCAGUGGCUCGGCACGACAACCUCGGCCACAGCCCUCCUACACUGGACUCGCGAGAGCGACGGUACACAGAAACCUCUGCUCUACGUGACCAACUUGGGCGACUGCAAGGUGCUCGUCAUCCGGCCGAGCGAAGACAAGGUUCUUUUCCGGACGACAGAGCAAUGGCACUGGUUCGAUUGCCCGAUGCAGUUGGGCACGAAUAGCGUUGACACACCGCGCAAGGAUGCGGUCCUGUCCAAGGUCGCUCUGCAGGAAAAUGAUAUUGUACUUGCGCUGUCGGACGGCGUGAUGGAUAACUUGUGGGAACACGAGGUGCAGAAGAUCGUCCAGGAUAGCUUGAAGAAAUGGGAUGACGGACACGUCCAACCCAAUGAUCAGGCCCCUUCUCCCGAGUUGACGGAUGAUCGCAUGGUCUACGUAGCGAGGGAGCUGCUGAAUGCGGCUCUAAACAUUGCUCGGGAUCCUUUCGCGGAGAGUCCGUAUAUGGAGAAGGCGAUAGAUGAGGGUAUUGCCAUUGAAGGUGGUGAGUUUUAUACUUGA